CUCUGCAGCUCAAUAACUUUCCUUUCUGCUUGCUUGCUUGCGAAGAGGCUUAGCAAACAAUCUCUGCACAAGACUAAAGGCUGGGAAAAACCUGUGUUUUAAUAGCUCUGGCAGUGAGCAAAUUCCAGCAAUGAGCAAAUAAUAUUCCCACCCUGCUUUGGUUUUUCCAAGAGUCGAAAGUGAAAUAAUGCUUAUUCUUCCGCACGGGAUGUUGCAAUCAUAUUUACUGCAGUGAAAAAUGCUUUGAAAAGGAAGAAUGAGAUGUAAUUAUCAUCAUUUACUAUGUGGGGGCAUCAUGUAGAUGGAGCAAUGCUUUGCAAGCCAUAAAGCCGGGCUGAUGCCCCGGGGCACUCGCAGCACAAAGGAUCUGUUUGCAGUUUCAUUGACUGAGGACUUACAGCACCUGAACAAAUGAGCAGAAAAAAAGAACAUGACCCACAGAACCACAGUUUUUUUGCUGCUCUUUUUAAUUCUCAAGGAACAACUAAUUGCUUUCUUUCUUUCCUUAUUAUUUUUUUUUAAUUUUGGAUUGGUUUGUUUCCCCUGGAUUACUCUUCCAGCCCGUAAGAAGAGAGCAGAUGGUGUUCGUGCCUUCAGUCUGAUGGAUUUAAAUAUGGAAGGGAAAUUCUGAGAGCACUGGGAAUACACUGGAAAUAAAAGCGUGGGAAAAUAAGCUGAAGGGGACUGUGUGCUGCUGCCUAUCUGCAACUGGGCAGGAGAAAUCCUGGAAAAAUGGAAAAAAAGGCAACAAGCAACGAGACUCAGCCGCUGACUUCCAAGAAAGGUAUCUCAGACUGUAACGAAGGAGAAGAUUGUAAAGAGAACGGACUGCUGAUCAAGAACCCUAAAUCUGCCCUGCGGCUCAUGGAGGAUGGGAACAAAAUCCAUCCUGGCCAGGGAAAUAAGGAGGAGGCAGCUCAGAUCUCAAAUGGCUACUCGGGAGUUCAGAGCUCCGUGCCUUGCAAUGGGAUGGGAGAGGUGGAGGAUGCGCAGUGCACCAACCCAGCAGCCACAACCACCACAACCACCACGUCCACCACGUGUGGAGCAGAGGGCCAGCAGCAGCUGAUGGAGCUGGAAGACAGAGAGACCUGGAGUAAAAAAAUUGAUUUUCUGCUCUCUGUCAUUGGAUACGCAGUGGAUCUGGGAAAUGUGUGGAGAUUUCCUUACAUAUGCUAUCAGAAUGGAGGAGGAGCAUUCCUCAUUCCUUACACAAUUAUGGCCAUCUUCGGUGGUAUUCCGCUCUUCUAUAUGGAAUUAGCAUUAGGACAGUACCACAGGAAUGGGUGUAUUUCAAUUUGGAGAAAAAUAUGUCCUAUAUUCAAAGGCAUUGGCUUUGCCAUCUGUGUGAUAGACCUCUAUGUAGCCUCCUACUACAACACCAUCAUGGCAUGGGUCUUCUACUACCUCGUGUCCUCCUUCACGACGGAGCUGCCGUGGACCAGCUGCAAUAAUGCAUGGAACACAGGCAACUGCACUACUUACUUCAGCAAGGACAACGUCAGCUGGGCCCUGCACUCCAUCUCUCCUGCAGAAGAAUUUUAUACCCGCCAAGUUCUACAGGUGCAUAGGUCCAAUGGGCUGGAUGACCUGGGGGGCAUUAGCUGGCAAUUGACCCUCUGUUUAUUGUUAAUCUUCAUCAUUGUAUACUUCAGCAUCUGGAAAGGGGUCAAAACAUCUGGCAAGGUGGUGUGGGUGACAGCCACGUUCCCUUACGUCAUACUUUUUAUCCUGCUAGUGAGAGGGGCGACUCUGCCCGGUGCCUGGAGAGGUGUCCUCUACUACCUGAAACCUGAAUGGCAGAAGCUCCUGGCCACUGAGGUUUGGGUGGACGCAGCAGCUCAGAUUUUUUUCUCUCUCGGCCCAGGUUUUGGGGUCCUAUUGGCUUAUGCCAGCUACAACAAAUUCCAUAACAACUGCUACCAAGAUGCCCUGGUUACCAGCACUGUGAACUGCCUGACCAGCUUCGUGUCCGGGUUUGUCAUUUUCACUGUGCUGGGGUACAUGGCUGAGAUGAGGAAUGAAGAUGUGUCGGAGGUUGCCAAAGACAUGGGACCCAGUCUGCUCUUCAUUACCUACGCCGAAGCCAUUGCAAACAUGCCUGCCUCAACUUUCUUUGCCGUCAUAUUUUUCUUGAUGUUACUCACGCUGGGAUUAGACAGCACGUUUGCAGGGUUAGAGGGAGUGAUUACUGGAGUACUGGAUGAAUUCCCACAUGUCUGGAGCAAGCGCAGGGAAUUCUUUGUCCUCAGUCUGAUCAUCAUUUGCUUUUUGGGGUCAUUAGCAACCCUGACUUUUGGAGGCGCCUACGUGGUGAAGCUGUUUGAAGAAUACGCCACAGGCCCAGCUGUGCUAACAGUGGUGUUCCUGGAAGCGGUGGCAGUGGCCUGGUUCUACGGCAUCAACCAGUUUUGCAAUGAUGUGAAAGAAAUGCUGGGCUUCGCCCCAGGCUGGUACUGGCGAGUGUGCUGGGUGGCAAUCAGUCCCAUCUUCCUGCUGUUCGUCACUUGCAGCUUUCUGUCCAACCCCCCCGAGCUGCGGCUUUUUGAUUACAACUAUCCCUACUGGACCACAGUAGUGGGCUACUGCAUAGGAACCUCUUCCAUCAUCUGUAUCCCAAUCUACAUGGUUUAUCGGCUGAUCAUCACUCCUGGAACACUUAAGGAGCGUAUUCUGAAAAGCAUUACUCCAGAAACAGCCACAGAAAUUCCUUUUGGAGACAUCCGCAUGAAUGCAGUGUAAGCUAACCUGGUUUCUGGGGAGAGAGGGGAAGCACAGAAUCGAACUUUCCACCCAAGGAAUUACAUUUCCAGCUGAGAUAACAACGGGAUGAGUUUUCUGUGGAGGUUCUGACACUGACAACAGACAUUUGGAAACAUGAUGCCUCCAGCACAUCUAUCCAAGCAAUUCAAUGAAACCUGCCACGCACUUCUAACCAGACUGACCUGAGAACCAACUCAUUCUGGAAACACGAGGAUGUCUGUGUGUGUGAAGACAGCACUGCUCCAUGUGUGGGCACUGGGGCUGUUGCAGAAGCCUCUCUAGGAUGAGCAGCAGCGGUAGGAUUAGGUUUAGAAUCUCAAGUCUGUGGCAGUUCUCCUGUAUCUUCCUCAGUGUAAUCGUUCGUACUGGGCAAUGUUGUAUUUGCUUCUAAGGUUCUAAUUGCUUCAACCACAUUGAAAAAUACAAAAAUAUUUCCAAUAGCCAUAUAUUACUCAAGUAACACAGGGUUUUAUAAACUAAUCAGCAAGUUCUCCAACUCCUGGGUUUGUAGUGGAGUCAUCAGAGGAAGAGGCAGCAAUCUCAAGCAGCACUAUACACAGCUCUGCACAAGUCAUGCACAUUUGGUAACAUCCUCCUCAUUUCAUUUGUAGAUCAUAUGUUUCUAUUGUUUCUUGUUUAAUGCUACAAAACCAGUUUUUGUAAUGUGGGCUUCAUAGUCAAGCAACAAAAAGGUUUCAUUUGACAAGCAGUGAAGCUGCUAGCACAGCUAAGCUACAUAUUCACAAAAUCCUUGUACUCACAGACCGUGCUUUUACACCCAAGGAAACUAUAUACCAAUAAUGAAUUACUUUGAGUUCAAAUGUCGAAAAGUGGACUCUCACAGAUCUGCUUUUCUUUGUUUAUUUUUUAAAUUUCAGUUCCACAGCUAAGAUUGCCCGGAGCCUGUGGCUUUCUCUAUUGUUUCCUGGUACAGACCUCAAGUUUAGAGCAACCCUUUUGGCUGGCUGACAGAAGUAUGUUUACACAAACCUGCUGCCAAGAUUUACUAGCUCCUAUUCUUAUGUGAAUAUAUUUGGUUUUCACCCUGAAGAAUAACAGUAAGGUUUUUUCUUUAACAAGCAGUUGAGUUCAUCAGGAGAUUCUGAUCAGAACCAAUUGCAUUAGAUUCUGAAGCACUGAUGACAUGCAAGCUAACUUCCAUGCAUGUACUAACCUUGCCAUAUUAUAUCUGUACAUAUGCCUCCAGCAGUCUACAGCUUCUCUAUAAACUGACCAUCCCUGCCAAAUCAGCUGGAGGACAGCAGUUUUGCUGUAGUUACAUGGGAAUUUAGAUAAACCCGAGUAGUCAUCAUUUAUGCAAAGACAUUGCAUUUUGACUCUACCACGUAGGUUAUAAAAAUCUAAGAAAAGUAGAAUUAAAUAGAGCAUAAAAGCCUCUUCUGUAUUUCACGGUUUACUUAGGAAACUUACUACUACAAUUAAUGACAUGCACACAUAGCAGCAGGCACUGAGAUACCUAUUGAAGAGUUUACAUCAGUACGAAGCACAUAAGAAAGCAGGGGAGAUGAUUCUAUGACUGCCUUCUGAAAGCAGUCACCUCACUUCCACCACUGCUACUGACCUGAGUUCCCUUAUCUUUAGCACUCAAUCUCAACAAGGAAAUAACCCUAAGGAACAAGGACUGUUCUCUGCAAAUUACAAACAAAGGCCUCCUGCACUGUUUUUUAAAAGGGAGUAUGUUCUUGCACUGCCACCAGAAAAACAUAAUAAAUUUGUCUUACUGGAUGCUUACUCAUACAGAAUAGUUUUGAAGUUUAGCUCUCCAGGCUAUCUGAAAGCCACUUCCAAAACCAUCUUCAUGGUGAGGAAAAGUUCAUCUAGAUGUGCACUAAGAUUUCAAAUUGCCAAUCAGAGAAAAUUACUGAUUGUUUUUAAUAAACUCUUCUGUUACAAGUACGUUCCUUGAAAAAAAUACACCUGAAACGUCAAUGUAAAAUGAACAAUGUCUGUAUUCAGUAUCAAGUGUGAGAAAUAAAGGAGAAAAUACCACACA
Molecule: messenger RNA, 4777 nt
Organism: Meleagris gallopavo (turkey)
Lineage: Eukaryota; Metazoa; Chordata; Aves; Galliformes; Phasianidae
Gene: SLC6A4
Product: solute carrier family 6 member 4
Biological process (GO): serotonin uptake; amino acid transport; sodium ion transmembrane transport
Cellular component (GO): neuron projection; plasma membrane; synapse
Molecular function (GO): serotonin binding; serotonin:sodium:chloride symporter activity
Source: RefSeq, a predicted model, not a curated record